UAAUGCGUGCGUCUACUAUCAAACUACAGCAAUGUGGUUUGCACUUUCGGGAUCUAUUUCGAUUUUUUCGCAAUUGUACACGUUAUUUAACCUAUGUGGACGAACAUGGGUGUGUUUUUAGCUAGGAAAACUCGUCGUUUAUGAAUAUUGAAUGAUUAAAACGGAUAACGCGAGUGAAACUACCGGCUAAUAUAACCUGGUGAAGUGAACCUUGUCGAAAUUUUUAUGCAAGUUUAUAAAGGCAGUAGGAUAAUAUUUAAAAAUAAAUGAAUUUUUAAUAACACCGAUAUAUGACGGAAGAAAUAUAUUAAAUCGAAAGCACUGUGUAUAAUGAUUGUCUUUUUGUGUUUUUUAAUACCGCAUCAGAACUCUAACCUAAUUAAAAAUAUCGUACAUGUUGAAAUGACUUUUGUCUCAUUUAUUAAACGCAAUAAAUGAAUACUUCUGAAGAAUCACUGAACGAUCAGGAUCCUGAUUACGUCUCCAUAACCUCCAAUGACCAAACCAAACAAAAAAUUUACGAAAAAAAUGCAAGAAAUACUACAGCAAGAAAAAUAACGACAAUAAUGGAGAAGGAGUUUUUAGAAGAAAUUGAUUCAAAGGAGAAGGAAAUUUUGCAGAUACAGGAAAGAUUACAAAAAACUCUAAAAAUUUUUCAUUUUUUGCACUAUGUCGUGAUUACCAAUUUUUAUAAUUGCAAACAGUGCCAAAAUCUGCAACCAACAGAGACAACAAAACAAACAAGAAUUCAUCCUGCUAUUAAAUCAAUACUUGGAAAAUAUCCCAAAUCUGCUCAAUGGACAGAUGCUGCAGUGCCAUCGACAUCUACAGAUCCUCAAUUUUUAUACAAUGACGAAUCUUUUGCGCCAGCUUCAAGAGUUGCAACAAAUAAUGCAUCUAAAAGUGAACAAAUUGCAGACAAACUUGAUAUCGCAUCCCAAAAUACGAAGCAAAAACUUCUUAGUGAAGAAUAUCGACCUUGUAAAGUGCCUCGUUACGUGCCGCCGAAGAGUAGCACGCCGGAGAGAACGUUGCCAUCGUGCAGCAACAGUCAUAAAGUGCGUAAACGCAUUGUUAUCGGUAACAUCUCCAAGUGGAUUUCGCCGGAUUGGCGCGAAGACGCCUGCAGUCACAAAUGGACGAUGUACGUGCGCAGCGACAAGGACGAAAGCGCUGACAUUUGUAACUUUCUCUGUAAGGUGAGAUUUUUUCUGCAUUCCAGUUACCGUCCGAACGAUGUCGUUGAAGUAACAUCGUAUUCGUUUCAUCUAUCCAGGAGAGGAUGUGGUUAGUUUCCCCUUAGGGUAAAGUUACAUUUCAAGAAUCCUCGGAAUGAACCCAUGGAUAUAAUUCACCAUCUGAAGCUGGAUCGUACUUAUACAGGACUGCAAACGUUGGGCUCGGAGACUCUGGUCGAUGUGUGGAUCCACACAACGGAGUCACGUAUUUUCGAGCAGACCAGCAGUGGCGAAUCUAUUGAGUCUUCCCCUAAUAACUCAGUCAAGGUAGAACCGAGCAAUGGUAAUAGUGCCGAGAUUAUCUGUAAGCAACUGGUGAAAUCUACAAGAAAGUCGCAUCUUUCUGUGAGCGCUAUUGAGGAAAUUCGGGUGAAAAGAGAAAUAAUUGAUUCAGAAGUUCAAGAACGAACGAAUUCAUUGGAUUCAACUUCAAUUGAGAAAUGAGAAGACUUCAGAGUAAAGGCUGAAUUUGAUGAUGCAACUGUGGACAUAUUUAGCGAUUAGAAUGGACUGUGAAAUGGGCUGGAGAGACGUGUUAUUGCAUCACGCAUGAUCGCGAUUAUUUUAAAAAACGCUACUUUGACUCUCGCCAUUCCACUGUAAAAGAAGGUAACAUAACCACACUUUUUUGACAAUGAAGUGGACAAUACGUCGCAGAUAUUGAACGGUGAUAUUCAGUCUUCCAACAGCUGUCAGUCUCUGACAGUUUCAAAUUCAGUGACAGAUAAUUUACAGGUUGCAGUGAAUACUAUAUUGCAAGCAAACGACAAUCAGAAGAGUUUGAAAGAGUCAACUUUGUUUAAUACAAACAAAUCUGUACAAGCAACAAAUUUGGAGAGAAGCGAUAUCUUUGAAAUUUAAAAAAUAAUCCAUUUAAAAACACAUUGAUUAACGGCUUCUACAAAUCGUCUAAUAAAAAAUUAGUUACAGUAAUACUUAUAGUUAAUAAAAUUAUACUUAUAUAAUAUGACGAGUCUGAAUCUAAGGAUAUGUACAUGUUAAUUGGUCGUUAGUCACCAGUAGUUUUUAUUUGUGUAUUUUUUUUUUAAUUUUUCGGUAAUUGGUAAUGAAUAACUAUAUCGCCAAGGUAUAUUAUUAUCGUGUUGAUGAAUGUGGGGGGUACCCCAACUUUUUAUUGUUAUUUCGUCGCGGAUAAUGGUAUAUCAAUGGUACGCCGUUAUUAUCUUGUAUAUAACCAUUAUAAUCGAGAUACGGAAAUGCCUCAGGCGGGAUGAAGCCGGUGCAUAAAGUUUUUUCGUAAUACAUCGGAUUAGGAUAUAACGCACAGUGUAUUAGACUAUUUUCAGUAAUUUUGCUCAUCUGACAAAAAAUGUUCGCGAAUUAGUUUAAUAAUAAAAUUGUCUAUUCUAGGUAUGCCUGCCUCGUUAUAUAUUUUUACGUUGUUUAUGUAUUUUGUGUAAUCUGAUUUUGACGAUCUGUUCAUGUUAAGACAAGCUCUCAGGCAUUUUCUUUCAAAAAUUCUUAAUUUUUUCCAUGAGCGACGCACUAACGUUAUAUCAUAUGGGACAUCCAUAUGUUAUCAGGGGUCUUAUUAAUAGUUGGUAACAAAUUAUUUUGAUUUUUGUGUGCAAUAUUUUUGAAUAAAAAAGUCUACGCAAGUG
Linepithema humile (Argentine ant) is the source of this 2860-nucleotide messenger RNA. NCBI's taxonomy places the organism in Eukaryota, Metazoa, Arthropoda, Insecta, Hymenoptera, Formicidae. The record is from RefSeq and is a predicted model, not a curated record.